Molecule: messenger RNA, 1924 nt
Organism: Acanthaster planci (crown-of-thorns starfish)
Lineage: Eukaryota; Metazoa; Echinodermata; Asteroidea; Valvatida; Acanthasteridae
Product: aminoacylase-1-like
Biological process (GO): amino acid metabolic process
Cellular component (GO): cytoplasm
Molecular function (GO): aminoacylase activity
Source: RefSeq, a predicted model, not a curated record
CAAGAAGGAAGGCGACGGUGCGACCCGACGGCACGACGCAAGGGAGUCGUCGUGCCGCCGCGUCGUGUGGUUGCGUCGCCUGGAGGGAGUCUAAAGAGAGCUAGAGAGAGAGAGAGAGAAAUGUUUGUCGUAAAUAGUACACCAUACAUUUCACGGUGCCAAGUCAUAUCCAGACCACCAGUGGACGCGGGAAGUCCCCAGCACAAUGUCGCCAACUCCAGCCCCGCAAGAAAAUGCAAAGAAAGCCAAAACGGAGGACCAGGCCGUCUCGAACUUCAGGGAGUACCUGAGGAUCAAAACGGUCCAUCCGGAGCCAGAUUAUGCUGGAGCUUUGCUGUUUCUUCAGCGAAUGGCUACCGAGUUGGGCCUGCCGUAUGAAAUUGUUGAGGUCCAUCCAGGGAAAGAUGUCUUCAUUAUGACCUGGGAAGGUAGGAAUCCUGCCUUGAAAAGUGUUAUCCUCAACUCACACACCGAUGUUGUGCCUGUUUACGAGGAUCUGUGGAAGUGCGAUGCCUUUGAGGCAGUUAAGUACGAGAAUGGUGAUAUCUAUGCAAGAGGCACCCAGGACAUGAAGAGUGUUGGAAUUCAGUACAUUGAAGCUGUGCGGAGACUCAUAGCAGCUGGUGUGAAGCCCCUGAGAACGAUCCACUUGACAUUCAUGCCAGAUGAGGAGGUUGGUGGCAUCCAAGGUAUGAUGAAGUUUUUGGACCAUCCAUCAUUCCUACGACUCAACAUGGGCUUUGGUCUUGAUGAAGGUUUGGCUAACCCUACCAACAAGUGUACUGUAUUCUAUGGCGAACGGGCACCUUGGUGGUUGGAAGUGAAAUGCGAGGGAAAUCCAGGUCAUGGAUCGCGCUUCAUUGAAAAUACUGCUGCCGAAAAGUUGCAAAAGGUGAUCAACUCUUUCCUCGCUUUCAGAGAGGAAGAAAAAGCCAAAAUGGUUGGAUGUGCAACGCUUGGUGAUGUAACAUCAACUAACCUAACUAUAGUGAAGGGUGGCGUCGCACAAAAUGUAGUGCCAAGCGAAUUCCAGGCAGUAUUUGAUAUUCGCGUCUCCCCAAACGCAGAUGUGAAGGAACUGGAAGAAAAGAUUGCCAAGUGGACAAGGGAGGCCGGAGAAGGAGUGACGUACCACUUUGUCCAGAAAAAUGACGUUCACAUCACCGAACUUGGAGACAAGAAUGUCUGGUGGAAGGCGUUUGAAGGGGCAUGCAAAGACCAGGGUGUGGGCCUGGAGAUUGAGGUCUUCCCAGCGGCCACCGACAGUCGCUUCCUGAGGGCGGCCGGCUACCCCUGCCUGGGCUUCUCCCCGAUGAACAACACGCCCAUCCUCCUGCACGACAACAACGAGUUCUUGAACGAGGAGGUGUUCCUGACAGGGAUCCAGAUCUAUGAAGGGAUCAUCGCCGCACUCGGCAACGUGCCAGCAAACGAGCAGGACCAGGACGGCAUGUGAGAAGCAAGCUAGCACAGCGUGGGCGCGGGCAACCAAGUUGCCUGCAUGCAGUGUGUAACUUUGGUGAACAUCUCAAGUCGUAACGUGAUGAUUUCCCCAGUGUCAUUUUGCCUAGUUACAAAGGCCUGUCUGUUCACUGACAUGCCACACUUUGUCUACAUACGUAUUUGUCUAUAGAGCUAGUUGGGGCCCAUGGUCUCAGUUCACACCAGAGGAAAGCAGAUAUGUAAACAUAGUGUGAGGAAAUCAGUACAGAGGUCUGUUAAUAUACUUCCAAGAUGCCUUCAGAGAGAAUAAUUCCAACGAUCAUAAAUUCUGCAGAAAAUCUAUGAUUAUUAAAUAAUUUCCGAUGCACCGGCAUCUACUUAAUGACCUAAUUGUGAGAGACAUGAAAAAAGAAGUAAAAGUAAAACAAAAGGAGAAAAAUUAACAUUUUGAACAUUAACAAGAGAAAAACCAGUCUCCUGA